Brettanomyces nanus is the source of this 3063-nucleotide messenger RNA. RefSeq lists its product as uncharacterized. Bases 1 to 3063 code for a protein of 1020 amino acids. Lineage: Eukaryota; Fungi; Ascomycota; Pichiomycetes; Pichiales; Pichiaceae. Gene Ontology annotation, cellular component: nucleolus. Gene Ontology annotation, biological process: regulation of DNA-templated transcription. Gene Ontology annotation, molecular function: transcription factor binding; rDNA binding. The transcript has a single exon. The record is from RefSeq and is a predicted model, not a curated record.
AUGACGACGGUUUCAAAAGAUAACUAUUACAGACUAGCGUCUGAUCUAGAACCAGAGAGAAUAUCUGCAGCUACUAUCUUGAUCAAGGAGUUGUCUGCUGUUGAUAAUAGAAAGGAUUGGCACUAUGCUCUUUCCAGAUUAAUUAAGGGUCUCACAUCAUCAAGAGCUUCUGCCAGAAUAGGAUAUUCACUUUGUCUUGCUGAAAUAUUGUCCAUUCUAAUUAAUGACAAACAUGAAUAUACCAUUAAAGAAUUUCUGGAUGACUUAAAUGAUGAAUUAUAUGACAACUCAGGCAAAAGCAGUAACGGCAAGAAUCUUCGUGCUACCCUCUUUGGAAGACUAUUUGGCUAUCAGGCUCUAAUCAACUCCAAUGCGCUUCAGGGCCACGUUGAGCACAUUUUAGAGGUUUACGACUGCUUAAUAGAGAUCGCCCUUACUAAAUCCUGGAUUAGAGAAAUUUGUUUCGUCACCAUAUACAAAGGUUUAAAGUCUCUUCAAUUAUUAGAUGACGAGGUUGUUAUAACCGCUUUAUUGAAAAUGAUAAAAAAUGCCGAUUUGGUUCUCUCUCCUGAAGGAUUGUUGAUUUACCUUGCCAUUGAUCCAGCCAAGAGGCAGUUCUACUCUGAAAAAGUAGGUAUAAACUCUUGGAAGAACGGUAACCCGCUCAGUAAGGGUAACAUGGAGAUUUUAGCAAAAGUUUUGAGCGAUUCGGAGGUUGGUUCUGCUGAUGAUCAGUCCCAUCAGUCUGGAAAUAGACAGGUAGGCUCGUGGACUCCCACUCUUCAUUAUGUUUGGACCCCACUUUUGAAUGAAUUAUCGUCUCCGGAAAUAACUACAACUACCAAAAAGAUCAAGAAACACAAGCAUAAUAAGAAGGAAGAUAAUAAAGUUAUUGAACAGAUUUCUUUAACGGAAUUCUGGAAACCUGUCAUUGAUGAGCAGUUCUUCAAGCUUUCGGCCUCUCCAGAAAGAAAGUAUUGGGGCUUUGAAAUUUUUAACCUGGCUCUCUCGAUACCUUCCCUUACACAAUCUCAGGUAUCUGCUCUUUUAUCAGCAAACCUACUGCGAUCCCUUAUAAAUCAGUCCUCGAAGGACAAUAGAAUGCUUCACAGCCUUGCUAAAAACACUCUUCGAUUGCUUACAGAGACUACAAAAAAAUACGAGGAAAGAAGAAUACCCAUUCUUGAGAAAUUACUUGGCACUUCACUUAACUUCGAUAAAUUGACCAAAAGUAAGACAAUUACUGAUAUUCUGAAUUCGUGCUUUUCAAAACAAUCAUUGUCUGAUACAAUUGACUAUUUAACCUCUGUGGAAGUUAAUUCGGAUUAUGAUAUCAUCAAGUAUCAGUUAUUGGCUCUUGACUCUUUGCUAAAAUUAGUGAGGUCUAAAAGAGAAAUUCUUUCAAAGAGUCCAGAGUUGUUAAAGCACGUUUUGAACUACUUGAUCGAACAUACAUUUUUAAUCAAAACAUCUGAUCCAUUAAGAUAUACUGAGAGAAUGUCCAAGUUAUCUAUGGAGAGACUUUAUUCUGUUCUCUCUGAGGCUAUGUCCAUUCAAAAGAAUAUCGACUGGACAAACUAUGUGAUAGAAUAUCUUAUGAAUUUUGACCAUCAGAUAAACGAAGUAGAAGUUGAGGAUUUCGAAAUGAGAUUCAAAUUUGAGGACAGCUUGACUGGCUUGAAAUCUGAAUCGAUUAACACAUUGGAAGCUAUCAAGGAGAGAUUACAGAACAUGAAGUUGGAUGAUCCAAAGACACAUCUUUUAAACUGUUUUGAGAUUCUUUUUUCAACUGCAUUGAUAGAACUAUACACGGGUGAUUCCGAAUCGGCUUCCAUUUUGUCUGAUUUAACUGAAGCUUUUGGAAAGGCUUCCAACAUCAAGAGUGAUCGUGAUGAGAACGAACAAAAAAAGAUCACUGAGGUGUUGAUCGAUCUUAUGCUAACGUACAUUAAUCAAAGAUCCACAUUGAUGAAAAAGGUUGCAUUCACUAUUUGGGAAAAUUUGAUCGAAGGUAUUGGUGAAAGCCAACUUGACAGGCUUUUUGAGAUAUUGCUAACCAGAGAAAACAAGCAAGGACAGGAUAAAUUGUUUGACCCGGCUAUGGCUGAAGAAGAAGCUGAAGAAGAAGAAGAGAAAGAGGAAGUUUCAUCCAGCUCGACGGAAGAGCCUGAUUCGUAUGCGAAUGCAAGUGUUUCCAGUGACCUUGUAGUGGACGAAACAGAGGCAUCGGCUUUCGAAGAUGAGAGAAGAAAAAAAAUUGAAGAGGUUAAUGAGAAUACGACCAGCGCCCUUUCUAAGGCUCUUAGAAUAUCCGAGAAUGAGAUGAAUAGCGAGACUGACGAAACGAAUACAGCUGCUGAUGCAAACAAAGGAGAAAAAGAAGAGAAUCAUGAGGAGAAAGAGGAUGAUGAAGGAGAAGAGGAUGAUGAUGAUGAUAGUCAUGUGACCGAUUCGGAUGAUUAUGAGUCAAUGUCGGACGAGGAAAUGAUGGCCCUUGACUCCACACUUUCGCAAAUAUUCAAACAGAGAAGAGAGGCGCUGCAGGCAAUCGACGGAAAAUCUGGUAAUCAAAGAAAGCUAGAGGCUCAGGAAGCUCGUGAGAUGAUGAUCUUUUUUAAGACCCGGAUUUUGGAUCUUUUGGAGAUAUUCAUCGACGAGAGACCCACUGACUCGUUGAACGUGAAUAUUUUAUUGGCAUUGAUCAAUCUAAUGGUUUUAACAAUGGAUAAAAGCGUGGGUGUUAAAGCUCACAAACUCGUCAAGAAGAUCUGCAAGGGGAAAACGGAGCUGGAAUCCGAGAGAAGUGCACUUGAGGCUCUUUCAAAAGUGCAGGAGACUGCAGCUCAUUCGAAGAUUCAAGCUCUCACUUCAGCUUGCAACCAUACUUGCAUUUUCUUCACGAAGAACAUCGAAAAACAGUUUGGAGAUAAAGCUCUUGAUAGAGUAUUAGAUAUAUAUUUGAAGAACUUCAAGAAAUGGCUUGCACAUAAGAGCAACAAGACCACAUCAGGAAUGUUCUCUGACUUGGUCAAUUGGGCUAGUAGUAGAAGACAGGAAAACUAG